Messenger RNA from Cooperia oncophora, 528 nucleotides. NCBI's taxonomy places the organism in Eukaryota, Metazoa, Nematoda, Chromadorea, Rhabditida, Trichostrongylidae. The record is from the annotation of a GenBank genome assembly.
AUGAAUACGAUCGUCUUCGUUCUUGCAAUUGUUGGCGUGGCAUUGUGUCACCCAGGCGGCAAAGGUGGCCCUGGUGGUAAAGGAGGCAAAGGUGGCCCAGGUGGACGUGGACCACCACUACCACCUUUCCUCAAGAAUGUCACCGAAGAAGCCAGAAAGGAGUUCUUCGCUAUUCUGACGAACAAAGAAGAGACCAUUGCCGAACAGAAGGGAGAAAUUCUGACCUGGGCACAGAAAUACGGAGUUGAAGCUCAGGUCCAGGAGUUCAACACCAACUGGACUAAUCUCAAUAAAGAGAUCAAGAAGAAUGUUACUGAACUUAUCACUGCUCUGCCAGCUGCACUGGAAAAACUCUCAGCCAUAGUGGAGAACGAAGAUCAGACCGCAAAUGAAAUCAAGGAUGCUAUCAAGGCUCUGAGUGCAGAAAACCCUAAGGUGAGCUAUCCUCACCACACUUUUUUUGACCACUGCUCUGGAUGCAUACUGGAGCGCAGGACAUACCAGGGAUCUUCGAUGGAAAAGAGGUAG